Molecule: messenger RNA, 1080 nt
Organism: Penicillium brevicompactum
Lineage: Eukaryota; Fungi; Ascomycota; Eurotiomycetes; Eurotiales; Aspergillaceae
Product: NAD(P)-dependent alcohol dehydrogenase
Exons: 1
Coding region: 1-1080 (359 amino acids)
Cellular component (GO): mitochondrion
Molecular function (GO): zinc ion binding; oxidoreductase activity
Source: RefSeq, a predicted model, not a curated record
AUGGACCCAACAAUGCCCCCGGGGCAAAUGAAUUCGUUCCAGCCCGAAUCAAUGCAAGCAUGGCUCUACUCUGGCACUUCCGGUGGUCUCGAGAAUAAUCUGACCUUCGACCCGGUUGCUCGUGCGCCGCCUGCACUACAGGGCAACGAGGUUCUGGUGCGAGUCCUGUCUGCAGCCCUGAACCCAGUGGAUUACAAGCUGCCCGAGAUGGGGCUUCCAGCACGUAUGCUCGUAAAGAAGCCUGCAUCCCCGGGUCUGGACUUUUGCGGCCGUGUGGUCGCAACAGGACCUCUUGCCAAGCAUCUCAAAGAGGAUCAAUUGGUGCAUGGCAUCCCCGGACUCCCGACCCAGUUCGGCUCGCUAGCAGAGUAUCUCACUAUAGGAGCGGACAAGAUCGCAGUGGUGCCUGAAGGCGUCUCGGUAGAUCAUGCUGCUGCUAUUACACUCGCUGGAUUAACUGCAUACCAAAGUUUGGAUGGUCAUGUUAAAGCCGGAGACAAGGUCCUCAUCAAUGGGGCUUCAGGUGGCUGCGGCGUGUUUGCCGUUCAGAUUGCGAAACAGCUUGGAUGCCAUGUCACAACGAUUAGCUCAACUCGAAACAUUGAGCUAUGCUUGCGCAUGGGAGCAGACGAAGUCAUCGACUAUACAGCGCAGAAUGAUCUUAUCAAGAAGCUUCAAGAUCGGAAAGUGAUAUUCGACUGCAUAGUUGAUAAUGUCGGUCUGCCUUCUAAGUUGUACUACCAAUGUCAUCAUUUCCUCAAGGAGGAUGGAGACUUUGUGCAGGUUGGUGCACCGAAUCUGACCAUGUUUCUCGGACGAUUGGGGUGGCCAUCUUUCCUUGGAGGUGGAAAGAGAAAAUACGUGGUCGUGAUGACCAAGGUGGACCUAAAGCAACUGGCUCAGCUUGGGGAAUGGCUGUCCCAGGGCAAAAUCCAAGUCCAAAUCGACAGCGUCUUUGAGUUCCAUGAAACACCCAAAGCAUUCGAGAAGCUCCGAUCGGGACGCACGAGGGGCAAGCUCAUUGUACAUAUCGGUGAUCCCCACGAUCAGAGCAUGGAGUCUUUCGGCAUUGGGCUUUGA